Molecule: messenger RNA, 750 nt
Organism: Acanthosepion pharaonis
Lineage: Eukaryota; Metazoa; Mollusca; Cephalopoda; Sepiida; Sepiidae
Source: the annotation of a GenBank genome assembly
AUGAUAGCCUCUCUUUCGCUCUAUUUCGUUGUCUCUGUUUGUCUCUAUCUAUCUAAGCAUGUUCCUAUCUAUCUAUCUAUCUAUCUAAGCAUGUUCCUAUCUAUCUAUCUAUCUAAGCAUGUUCCUAUCUAUCUAUCUAUCUAUCUAAGCAUGUUCCUAUCUAUCUAUCUAUAUUCUUAUCUAUGUUUUUGCCUUUCCUUUCUUUUUUUUAAAUUUCUUUUUCAUUUUCUUUUUGAUUGUUUUUCUUCCUUUUUCUUAAUAUUCCGGCCUCUUCCUUCUUUCCUUUUCAUCUGCUAUUAUUUUUCCUCUUCCUUUAGCCAUUUUUAUAUUUUUGAUUUUCUCCCUUUUUCUUUCUCUUUUUUUGACUUAGUUUUCAUUCUUUCCUUUUCUUUCCUCCAUUUUCUAUUCUUUUUCUUCUUUCGUUUUUCAUAUUUUUUGUCUUCGUUUUUUUCUUAUACAUUCGUUUCUUUCUCUUUCUUUUCAUUCCUUUUAGACGAUGCUUUACCUAAAAUACUUUUAAAAUUAUUCCUUCCAUUUUCUUUACUCGUAUUUUUUUCAUUUUUCUUUUUCUGUGCGAUGUCUUACGCAUAUUUUUCGUCAAUCUUUUCACGAUUUUCACUCAUUCUCUUUCUCCCCAACCAUUGUUCUUUAUAUUUCUUUUUCCUCUGUCUUCUUCUUCUUCUUUCUCUCUCUCUCUCCUUCCUUAAGUUUCGCAUCUUCUUUUCCUCUUUCUUUUUGUUUUCUUUUUAG